AUCUGUUAAGCUUUGCCUUGUUCGAAAUAAAUAAUUUUUUGUUUAAAAUUUUAUUAAUCUUUAGUCCGAUGUUGCUCUCUUUGCAUCAAAACUAGAUAGCAUUAGAGAAAGAGAAAGAGUGAGAUAGAGCACUCGAGUGCAGAAAGUGCAAGGGAAACAAACAGACCAAUGGGUGUCCUGGUGGGUCCGAUCUUUACAUUUUUGCUACCACAGUUCGUGCAUUUGCAUUCGCGCCUUUUCAAUUGUCAGUUAUUUCUGUAUAAUCUCUUUGGUUAUUUCACAUGUUAACCGCUAUGUGUAAAGUAACAUUAGAAUAUUAAUUAUCACGUGUUAUUUGAUACAACAAGCACGAAAAAUGUCGGAAUCCUCCAGCACACACGAUCCGGAGGAUACUAUCAAUAUCUUAGUAGCUACGGAUAUUCAUCUUGGUUUCGAUUACAAUAAAAAGAGAGGUGGACAAGUCUCGAAUGAGAGUUUCGUAACGUUCGAAGAAAUACUGAAGUAUGGCAAAGAAAACGAGGUAGAUUUCAUUCUGCUGGGCGGUGAUCUGUUUCACGACACUAAGCCAACGCAAACUGCGUUACUCAAGUGUGUAGAAUUACUGCGGAAAUAUUGUUUGGGCACUAGAGAAUGCAAGCUAGAGUUCUUGAGUGAUUCAGAACAGGUGUUCCGACACUGCGCACAGAAACAUGUCAAUUAUGAAGAUCCAAAUUUGAAUGUCUCGAUGCCGAUAUUUACUAUCCAUGGAAAUCACGAUGAUCCAAGUUUUGGUACUGUCGGAUCAAUAGAUAUACUGUCAGCUACUGGACUUGUGAAUUACUUUGGAAAAUGGACAGAUCUGAAUCGCAUAGUUGUAUCUCCUAUAAUUUUGAAGAAACGUAAUACCCAUGUUGCGCUUUAUGGUAUGAGUUACAUUAACGACCAAAGGUUAUCGAGAUUGUAUAGGGAUGAUAAGGUGGAUUUGUUACGUCCAAAGGACAUGGAUACUUUCAAUAUAUUUGUUUUACAUCAGAAUCGUGCCAGACAUACCAAUUAUGCUCACAUUCCGGAUGAUAAACUGCAUAAAUUCCUUAAUUUAGUUAUUUGGGGUCAUGAACAUGAAUGUCGUAUUACCCCUGAACCUAAUUCAGGUGGAUAUUAUAUAUCUCAGCCAGGAAGCUCCAUUGUUACUUCUUUAUGCGAAAGUGAAUCGAAACCUAAGCACGUGGGUCUCCUUAAAAUAAAUAAAAGUAAUUUCAAAAUGAAAAAUUUAAAAUUGAAAAGCGUCCGACCCUAUGUUUUUGAUAACAUGAUUAUCAAAGAUCAUGACAUUAAAGUAAGAGGUUACGUCUCAUUAGCAGAUUCUAUUAGUAACUAUGUAGAUCAAUAUAUCGAAAAUGAGCUCAUGCCUAGAGUUGCUACACAACUCACAGAAUAUCCUGAUCAACCAAUCCAGCCUUUAAUUCGAUUAAGAAUAUUUUAUGAUGAUGACAGUGAACAAUUUGAUACAAUAAGUUUGGCGCAAAAGUACUGUGAUGAAGUUGCUAAUCCAAUGGACAUGAUUAUAUUUCGUAAAAGGAGGCUCCUAGAGAAAGGAAAACGUGGUAUUCAUGAUGAAAUUGAUGAUGAUAUGGAUGAUAUUACAGAAUUAUUCCAGGGAGAUUUAGGAGAGGAUUGGACUAGCACGGUGCAAGGAGGAAUUAAAAAGUAUUUUGAUAAGGAAGAGAAUAAAGACAAGUUAACAGUCUUGACUGUAACAGCAAUGAAUGAAGCCUUAAAUCGAUUUGUUGAUAGAAGCGAGAUAGACGCCUUUAACACUAUCGUAAGAUAUCAAAUGAAAAAAACCAUUGAAUAUGUACGAGAGCAAAAUACUGAAACAUCAGAAGAUAUUCGUGAAGAAAUUAAGAAUUUCCACAACAAAAGGCUUUCAGAAGAAGAGGAGGAUCAGAAUAAUGUUGUGGACGUAUUAAAUAGGUCGCCGCAAAAGGGCGGUUCGAGAGCUCUGAAGCAAACUUGCUUGCCGAUAAGCAAUCUCGAUGCAACAAUUGACAGUAGUGACAGUGAUGAAGAUUUAAGUUCAACAUCGGCUAAAACUAGAGGAAGAGGUAGAGGUUCUAGAGGCGGUCGAGGAUCCAGAGGACCUAGAGGAAGUCGUGGUAGAGGAAGAGCUAAUGAAACAAAUGAUUCCAUUGCGAAAACGCAGAAUUCCAGAAGUGCGCAGUCGAAGAGAGCUCAGGCAAUUAUUAUAAGUGAUUCCGAUUGAUUAUUAAAUAUUUGAGAAGCUAUACAUACAUAAGAGCAAACAUUGUAUAAUAUGUAAGAACAUAUUAUUUUGUAUAAGUACAUUGUUUAAGUGGUCACAGCCAUCAACAUUUCUACGUGCAAAAAAUAUGCACAUCGAACUAUCAUAGCCAUGGAUGUUUCCAGCGGAAAUAACCAUGAUUUUUUUAUUUUAUUUCGUUCGUUAUAUAUAUUAUUUGGUUUUAUUCCGUGGUACAUAUAUCCAUAGAAUGUAAUUGAGUUUUUUUUAUUAGUUUUUUUUAUAAAAAUAAAGGCUAAAAAUUACAAUAGUUAUAUAUAUAUAUAUAUUAUAAGAAUUUAAACCUAAAAAGAUGAUUUGUAAUCACGAUUUACUGAAGGAUAUUUAAAUAAAAUUUGCCUUGAGACAUA
Messenger RNA from Wasmannia auropunctata (little fire ant), 2649 nucleotides. RefSeq names its product double-strand break repair protein MRE11A (gene mre11). The record is from RefSeq and is a predicted model, not a curated record. Gene Ontology annotation, biological process: double-strand break repair via homologous recombination; mitotic intra-S DNA damage checkpoint signaling; double-strand break repair via nonhomologous end joining. Gene Ontology annotation, cellular component: nucleus; Mre11 complex. Gene Ontology annotation, molecular function: DNA endonuclease activity; 3'-5'-DNA exonuclease activity; manganese ion binding. The transcript is spliced from 12 exons. Bases 356 to 2242 code for a protein of 628 amino acids. Lineage: Eukaryota; Metazoa; Arthropoda; Insecta; Hymenoptera; Formicidae.